AUGGCCAAAACACUACUACUGAAUAUUAAAGACUUGAAAAUCUCUCACCCCAGUGUCUUGGGCCAAGUCAAGUCAUCGUUGAAGUGUAAUGUGAUCUUGGUGGCCAAGUUUGACUUCACGGCUGAAACAAAGGAGGAGCUAUCAGUUUCAAAAGGUGACGUGUUGAAACUACUUGACCGCUUGUCAAACGGAUGGGUUUUGGUUAAGUUUAUCGACAAGAUGCAUCCUCCCGGAUUGGUUCCAUGCUUAUAUGUUGAUAUCGCUGUCAACGACACCAUGAACCCCAUAACGCUUGGGUGGUUGCACCAGAACGGAUCAGAUGAAUCAAAAUCAUUUGUGGAUGCUCAGGUCAAGUCUUUAUUGGCCGAUAAUGUGCCGCUCACCAUCAAUAAUACCCCGUAUCCGCUUACUGUAUUGGUAUCUCAUUAUUUGACAUACGAUGACCGCUUUUGGUAUCGUGUUGAUGUUAUUUAUAGCACUGGUCAACAAGGUUACCUUUGCAGGUAUUACCAGGACUUCUACGACUUACACGCGUUGUUACUAGACAUGUAUAAUGCUGCAGGCAACAAGGACUUGCUUGAGUUAAAGAAACCGCCAAAACUACCUGAGCCUGUUCCGAGCAAUAAGCGGAAUCUGGUUGAAAUGAGGGAGAUAUUUUCUAACAGAUGCAGAGAAUUGAGCACCUACAUGAAUGAGCUAAUUCUGAACAAAAACUACCAGGUUUCACCUGCAAUUGUGGAGUGGUUGGACAAGAGUUACUGCCAGAGACCUGGAUUUGUAGUGGAUGAUGCACUUAAUGAUACUAAUGAGGGAAUCAGUCAGCGCAUUUUACCUGGCUCGGUAACGCUCGCGUCUGAGUCGAAAUUGGUGAAGGUGGAAUCGCCAGAAACCAAGAAACAUGACGAUUCACCGCUGAAAUUUGUCCUUCCUGCUGGUUCCGGCUUGCAGAGAUCGAAAACGAAGAACAUCUACAACCAUUACCAUCAGGCAGCCAACUUUGGUCAAUAUCCGCCAUUGGGAAGGUCGAAGACAACGCGAGAACCGGUGGCUAGGUCAGCAUCAACUCGUGAACCGUUGCGGUCCAUAAGCCAGAAAAAGAACGUACCCAACCCAAGUGUUGGACGUUCUCGAACCAUCACAGCUGUUACUGCAGGCCAGUCAAUGGAGGUGAAGCCGCAAUUCGUGAACACUCCACAGCUCCCUUCGAUGGAGCACAGCAUGGCCAAGUCAUCUCCUCUGAUUGGACUGGUAGGUCUGCAGAGCCCUCAGACCACACGAGAUGUUGUACCUCAGAUCAAGUGCAAGAUCAAGACGCAGACAAGCGAUAUUCUUGUUGUAAUGGUCCAAAAGAAACUGAUUACGUCGCUUGAUGAGUUUAAGAACGAGAUUUACAGAAAGGUUGCGUUCAACAAUCUUUUCAUCAAGCUUCCAAAUUCAGACUCUUUCCAAGAAAUUGAUUCUCCUGAAAUCAAUGCCAUGCUGUUCUUGCACCAGUCUGACCGGGUUCUUCUUCUUGUGACAUGA
This is a messenger RNA of Sungouiella intermedia, 1524 nucleotides long. Lineage: Eukaryota; Fungi; Ascomycota; Pichiomycetes; Serinales; Metschnikowiaceae. The record is from the annotation of a GenBank genome assembly.